AAAAAAUGAAUCUUUUUUGUUAGUUUUUGUUUUGGGGGUGCCUAUUUAUUUGCAUUCUUGAUGAUUUUGAUUGUACUAACAAGCUGUGAUCAUGGUAAAAAGGGUUUUGCUUCAAUUGAUUUUCUUUUGUUUUUCUUUUCCCCCCUUUAUUUUGCUUGGGUAUUUUGCUGGCUAACUUAAAAUUAUGAUCUUUAUUUGAUUCCCUUUGUUUAAAGGGGUUGCUACUGAUACCAAUAGUUAAAUUUGAAAUCCAGAGUUGACUUUUGCUUUUCUUUUUCCUUUUUUAAUUUUUCCAAUUGGGACUGGUGUAGUGAACCUAAAUGUUCUUGAUUCUUUUGUUUUCUGGUAAAUAAUUGGUGAUAUAAUGGGCUUGUUUUUGUUUUCUAGCAGUUGAUAAACUCAGUAAUGACAGCGGAAAUCUAUUUUAUUAUAGUUAAAAUGAAGGUGUUGUUGCUGAAUUGAUAGAACCUAGUAAUAAAGAGAUAGAAGCUCCAACGUUUUUCUUGUUACUUGGUUGGGAAUUAGAUGCUCAUUGAGAGGCGUUCUGAUCAAAUGGUGGUGCAGCUAUGCUGUCAAGUAUUUGCUUUUGUCUUGCCCCUUUCUUCCUUUAUAUUUCCAAUUGGGACUGGUGUAAUGGACCUGAAUGAUAUAGCGGCAGCUAAUUGGUGACAUGAUGGACUUGUUUUUGUGUUUUUGCAUUUUGCUUGAAGAUUAUCCCCAACCUCUCGUUGGUGAUUUUUCCCGUAAUUCCGUAGUAGAAUCUUCAACAUUUAGUUCAGAAGUUGGUCAUGCUACUCAACUUGAGACUGGAUCCUCAUCAGAAAGCACUAGUGGUCUUAUUCAGGAUGCUUUUGUUGAAUAUAAUUUGAUAAAUGCCGAAGUGAGCAUCAAUAGUGCAUGCCUUUCAAAUGACAAACAUUCAAUAUGUGACCAGGCAAGAGGCAGCUUGGCUGCAGCCGUUAGUACUGAAUCUUUGACGUGCUUGAAUACUGAAGACCCUCACAGUGUGCCAGAGGAGUGCAGAAGCUCAUGUUCACCUGUGGAUUCAAUGGAGAAUCAGGGGGAUGUACAUAUUGAGUCAAGUUCUGAUUCUAGAUCUAUUUCUGUUGCUUCCGACUCUAUACCUAGGCAUCAAUUUAACGAUGGUGAUGCCUCUGAAGAAGCAACAACUUCAAGUUCAGGAUUUCUUUUGUUGGAUAGUGAGCAUGGAGUAACCUCCACUCAAGAUGUGCUACAUGUUGAUGUGGUGAGUAUCUCUUCCGACAUUUUAGCUAGUAGCAUUGCUGAUAUAGGCACUCAAGAAACAAGAAGAAACAGUAGGAGGCUCUUUUGGGAUGCUAUAUCAAGACGCAGUUUAAGAAGGCAUAGUGAUUCUCCAACCAUUGUUUUCGCUACUGGUCAUGCUGAUGAUCUAGGAUCUCGUGACAGAUGGCUAAUUGAUUUUAAUGGUGAUCUCCACUAUGAUGGAGUUGGUGGAUUUGAUUCUGGUUAUGGGGCUGGUAGAAAUCAUCGCAGAAGUGAACAAAGACAGCCAACAAGAUCCGAGAUAUCUGAAAGAGUUCUUGAAGGCCUCGGUAGUCGAGUUCCACAGCAAAAUCUUUGCUCAUCAGGGCUUCAUCCUGAUGGUACAUGUUCAUGUGAACCAUUACUCACAACUGAAGAUUUCAGUACACUUGCAAGUAUUUCACGAAUAAUUAUGCUUGCUGAGGCCUUAUUUGAGGUGCUGGAUGAGAUUCAUCGACAAUCUUUCACACUUUCGCUAUCUACGCUUUCACUUCCAGCUCCAGAUUCUGUUGUGGACUCGUUUCCUCUCAAGUAUCACAAGAAGUUAGAAGCUGUAGACAAUGCUCCUACUGAUGUCCAACAGUGCCACAUUUGUUUGGCAGAGUAUGAGGAGGGUGACAAACUGAGGGUCCUCCCUUGCCGCCAUGAAUAUCAUAUGCAUUGUAUCGAUAAAUGGCUUAAGGAAGUAAACCGGGUAUGCCCAGUUUGCCGGUGCAAUGUUUGCGAGAAUCCUGGGGUUGGUUCUGUCUCAAAUUCAGAAGCUUCUUAACGAUGGUGCUAACUGUAAAUAUAAAACAGAUUUAGGUGAAAAGGUAACAAUGUUGUAUUGAAUUGUGUUAAUACAGCUGCAAGAUUGUAAAUAUAUAUGAUAUAGGUAAAAUGUGGGUUGAAUUAGUUGUGAUAAUUUCUUUUUUCCUUCA
Lycium ferocissimum is the source of this 2204-nucleotide messenger RNA. RefSeq lists its product as uncharacterized. The coding region runs from base 671 to 2053 and encodes 460 amino acids. The transcript is spliced from 8 exons. Lineage: Eukaryota; Viridiplantae; Streptophyta; Magnoliopsida; Solanales; Solanaceae. The record is from RefSeq and is a predicted model, not a curated record.